GCGGAGUAAAACAGUAUGAGUUGAGCCAGUGGGAGGGUCGGACCAUGACGCACCUCCGCCUCUCAACAGUGCGGUAAUGUUGGUCCGAGUCAAGUUAAAGACUUUAACCAAUUCCCUCCUGUCUGCAGGAAUGUCUCUCAUGGCAUUUCCACUAGCAGUGAAGUAAUUCUGCCAAUCAAAAUGUGGAGUGCGAGAUUUCGGGAUGGCAGGGUGCUGCUGGUCAUAGCCGUUGCGUUGGUGGUGUGCUGCGAGGGCCUCGCUGUGCGAUAUAAUGGCGGCGGAGAGUGCGAGAGCCAAGCCCUUAGUGCCCGGGAGAGAGCACUCACCUGCUCCCUCAAGACUCUUGAUGAGGACAUGAGAGUGGCCAAUCUGAGCAACGUGCCAGUGGACAGUGUGGUGCAACUAUCCCUUCAGUGCAACCAAGUUUACUACUUCGAGAGUGUGUUGACGCCCUUCAGUUUAUCGGGCUUUGUGCGAGUCAGAGAGCUCAAUGUGGAGUAUUGCAAGAUCAGUGAACUCGAGGAUAAUACAUUUAUAAGCCUCAGAAAUUUAAGAAAUUUGACACUACGGACUAGAAACUCCGACUGGCCGGUGAUGAGCCUUACGACCAAGCCAGAUGUGUUCCGUCCUUUGCACCAGCUGGAGCGGCUAGAUCUUAGUACUAACAAUAUCUGGGAAUUACCAGCUGGAGCCUUCUGCCACCUCGCCACCCUCAAACUGCUCAAUCUAAGUCACAACCACCUGCAAGACAUCACGCAGCUGGGGUUCGGCGAGGGUCCAGCAGACAGAGGUUCCCCGACCUGCCGCUCAGACGUCAGUUCGCUCGACCUGUCCAGCAACGAUGUCACGAGCCUGGUGUCGGGGUCCCUGCAGGGCUUGGGCCGCCUCCUGCACCUCUACCUGCAACACAACGAACUCGGGAAGGUAGACGACAAUGCCUUCCAGGGUCUCAGCAGUCUACGCACCCUCGACAUCUCUGACAACAGACUGGUGGCGCUGCCUGAGGACGCCUUCCUUCACACCCCGAGCCUCAUGUACUGCCGCGUCAGGAACAACUCCCUGUCUGCGUUGGCACCGGGUUUGUUUCGAGGCCUCGAACAUCUGGUAGAGCUCGAUCUUUCCCACAACGAACUGAAAUCUGAGGGGCUGACAUCUACCAUCUUCCAGGGCCUCAUUCGCCUCAUGUUGCUGGAUCUGUCGUACAACAAGAUCUCUCAGCUGAAUCAGCAGGUCUUCCGCGAUCUUUACAACGUCCAGGUUCUCAGACUCUCCCACAAUCAGUUCCAGACCAUCCCAGCUGCAGCAUUUGCAGCUUGUGUUAACCUCCACACACUGGACUUGUCUUACAACCAAUUGACUAGUAUUCCAGAUCGAGCAUUCCAGGGAGUGAACGUCUUGAGUUUCCUGGCGCUGGACAACAACCAGAUCAGCGACGUGGGCGCGUCCUCACUCAGCAACCUCACCAGUCUGGAGGACCUCAACCUUAAUGGUAAUCAACUGACGGUGAUUCCAGCGGACGUGGGUCGUCUGAGGUACCUCAAGACGCUGGAUCUUGGGGAAAAUAAUAUCACGUCCGUGGAAAACAUGCCCGUGAAAGGAUUAGAGUUCCUGUACGGGCUAAGACUCGUGAACAACAAAAUCAGUGGUAACAUUUCUAAAGAUACGUUCAGUGAUAUCCCAUCCCUUAAGAUACUAAAUUUAGCAAAAAAUGCUAUAACAAAUAUUGAAAGUGGCACAUUUGAUAAUAAUCUUAACUUACAAGCAGUUCGAUUAGAUGCAAACAAGCUUACAAGUAUUAAUAGUUUAUUUGAAAACCUUCCAAAUUUAGUGUGGUUAAAUGUGUCUGAUAACAACAUUGAAAUGUUUGAUUAUCACUUUAUUCCCGUGAGUCUUCAGUGGUUAGAUUUGCAUAAAAACAAAAUUACUGAAUUAGGAAAUUACAAUGAACGUCAUGAUCUAAGUUUGCAAACCCUUGAUGCUAGUUUCAAUAAACUACAAUAUAUCAAUAGCAUCCAAAUUCCCGACAGUGUGCAGUUGUUAUUUUUAAACGAUAAUAGAAUAUCCGAGGUGGAACCCUUCACUUUCUUUAAGAAAGCAAACCUAACUCGUGUUGACUUAUUCGCUAAUCAGCUGGCGAAGAUGGAUAUGUCGGCUUUGAGGCUGUCGGAGCUUCCGGCCAACAAGUCCCUCCCGGAGUUCUAUUUAGGAGGGAACCCCUUCGUCUGUGACUGUAAGAUGGAGUGGCUCCAGAGGAUCAACGGCCUCGAGCACGAACGUCAAAACCCCCGCAUCAUGGACUUGGAAAGCAUCUAUUGCCAGAUGCCUUUCCAUCGUACGGGGGCCUUUAUCGCUCUGGUGGAGGUCAACCCGUCACAGUUCCUCUGCCAGUAUGAGACCCACUGCUUCGCCCUCUGUCACUGUUGUGAGUUUGAUGCCUGUGAUUGUGAGAUGACGUGUCCUAGUGGCUGUGGGUGUUACCAUGACCAGUCGUGGAGGUCCAACAUUGUCGACUGUUCACGGCAGGAUGUGCAACAAGUGCCUGAACGCAUCCCAAUGGAUGCCACUCAGGUGUACCUUGAUGGUAACGAUCUGAGGAACCUCUCCUCCCAUUCCUUUAUAGGUCGUAAACACCUGCAAAUUCUGUAUGUGAAUGCCUCUAAUGUCAAGACCCUCGACAAUGGUACAUUCAGUGGGCUAACCAGACUUACGGCACUUCAUCUGCAAGACAAUCUGCUGGAAGCGCUAAGGGGAAACGAGUUUCAGGGGCUGCAAGGCGUGAGAGAGCUGUACCUUCACAACAACCAUCUACGGUACAUCCACCAACACACCUUUGCAUCUCUCUCUCACCUAGAGAUCCUGACACUCCACAACAACCAGCUGAUUAACUUCCCUGUGUGGCGGCUGGUGGACAACACUUACCUCAGCCGUGUUUCCCUUGGUGCUAACCAGUGGUCAUGUCAGUGCCAGUUCGUCGAGUCGUUUGGCAUCUGGCUCAAUGGGAACGAGCGGAGGGUCUCUGAUGCCAGAGACAUUAAGUGCUACACCGCCGAGGCUGAGGAAGAGCCUGGCUCCUUCAUCAUGGAGUUCAACGUUACCACCUGCAUGAACACGACUGCUUUGUCCACCGUCAUCCAACCCAUGGUGUUGGACAACUUGUUGCACCCUGUGAUCGCUACCUGUGUCGCCUUCGUCGUGGUGGUGCUCCUGGUCCUGUGUGUCCUAUACCGUAGUACCAUACGUGUGUGGAUCUACUCUCGGUGUGGGUUCAGGAUGUGCCACAAGACGACCAACACAGACGAUCGUGAUAAGUUGUUCGAUGCUUUUGUUUCUUAUAGUUCCAAGGACGAGGGUUGGGUGAACCAAGUCUUGGCUGGGGAGCUCGAGAGAGGAGAGAGACCCUACAGGGUUUGUCUCCACUACAGAGACUUCCCAGUCACGGCGUACCUCGCUGACACGAUAGUGGAGGCGGUUGAGUCAUCGCGCCGCACCAUUAUAGUUCUCUCUAAAAACUUUAUCGAAAACGAGUGGUGUCGCUUCCAGUUCAAGAGUGCCCACCACGAGGUCUUCAAGAAGCGGCGACAGCGGCUCAUCGUCAUCGUCCUGGGGGAGAUCCCGGCGCGAGACCUCGACCCAGAUCUCCGCCUCUACCUCAAAACCAACACCUGCAUCCACACUAGUGAUAAGCUCUUUUGGGAUAAGCUUAGAUUUGCGAUGCCCGACGUGCAGAACAGUCAACGGGUCGUCCACACCUACAGUUCCAUCCCAGAGAGGUCCUCCUCGUCCACUAAUAAGUACAGUGUCAAUAGUCCAGCGUCCAUGCAUCAAAAUCUUCACGGGGGAUCCGACGCUUACUGGGCGUAGGGCAGUGAAGGGCUCUGCUUGUAAGUGCACAGCAGAGCUCUGUUUGUAAGUUUACAACAGGGCAUUGUUUGUAUGUACAGUUAUACACAGUAGAACUCUGACAGUACACAGUAAAGUUCCGGCUGUAAAAGUGUACUGUACAGCAGGGCUCUGUUCGUCAGUGCUGUGUGUAGCAGUAACAUGUGCAGCAGGGCUCUGUGUGAGUGUUGUCUAGUGUACAGCAGAGCUCGAGUGUAUGGUAAGUGGCUGUGCUGAACUACACGUGCGAGAAGGAUAUAUAGCUUUAAAAAAGUGAUGUGAAAAACAGUGAUCGAAUCCUAUCUGUGAAGAUUGUCCUGGAAAAAAACUUAACUAUUUAAAGAUGCUCUGAAAAAUUAUGGAAACAAAAUAUUGAAGAAAAAACCUAGCAAAAAAUAAGUGUGAAGGGGACCCAGUCUGUGCAUUGCGGAGCUCUGUACAUGUUAUUUAUCUCCAGCAAUGGUUAUGUAACAUCUAGUCAUAUAUAUAUUGUGUAUGAAAUUUAUAAAAAGUGGCUAGGCUUUAUUCCUUCCCCUUCAAUCAAUAUAUAUAUAUAUAUAUAUAUAUUAUAUACAACGAACAAACCUGUCAGCAUUUUUUUAUGGCAAAUAUCUACUAUUAAAUGCUUCUUUUGUAAGUGUGCUCGGAAAAAAAUCCAUACAACAUACUCGGCCUCAGUAUUGUGUUAUUGUCACUUUGACUGAAAAUGAUUUUUUUAUGCAUACCUGUUGUGCUCUGUGGGUGGGUGUGAUGGUCAGUCAGACAUGCACUCACUUGUUGAUGACGCUCUGUGAAGAAUAUUUUAUAUGUGCUUUGGACUUACUGGGAAAAUUUCUCGUUCACCUCAUGCAGAGAGACAAUAUUUUAUUAAAACAUUAUAUUCCAUUCUGAUUUACGUGAGAUUAUGUAACCAUUGUCAUGUUGUUCAUUGUACUGGCUUCAUUCUCCCUCCCAACUUUUAUAGACUCUGCACAUCCACCACUCACCUCCAUGUUAAAAUAAAUAAAUAAACUCUUCUACCCCAAGGUCAAGGUCACUAUGACAUUGACCUCUUCUAAUCACCCCUGACAUGGUUUUUGCCUACUGUGUAAACAAAAGCGAACAUUUACAUCAAACGCUUCUAGCUACAUCAGUGUUGACGUCCAUUUGUAAGAUGUUAAUUUGAGAAGUGACAUCCUGCUAACUGUUUUAUAUCACGAGAGUUUUGCCCACCUAAUCUGUGAUAAUACCAAAGUCAUAUACAGCUUAUUUAACAUGUACAUAUUUUUUUUAUACAGGAUAAUUUUUUCUUUUGUAAGAUACUGUAUAUAAAUUCAUGUGUAAAUAAAAAUGCAAUGGGCAAUA
Molecule: messenger RNA, 5223 nt
Organism: Homarus americanus (American lobster)
Lineage: Eukaryota; Metazoa; Arthropoda; Malacostraca; Decapoda; Nephropidae
Product: toll-like receptor Tollo
Exons: 1
Coding region: 181-3861 (1226 amino acids)
Biological process (GO): signal transduction
Cellular component (GO): extracellular matrix
Molecular function (GO): protein binding
Source: RefSeq, a predicted model, not a curated record